This is a messenger RNA of Sungouiella intermedia, 2190 nucleotides long. NCBI's taxonomy places the organism in Eukaryota, Fungi, Ascomycota, Pichiomycetes, Serinales, Metschnikowiaceae. The record is from the annotation of a GenBank genome assembly.
AUGUUUUUGGCUUUAUAUCCAAUUGCUACCAUAUUGGUGCUUGUUUCUGCCGCAGAUAAUCCGUAUGCCACCUACCCAUCCGUUGCAAAAACUGCUUCUAUCAAUGGUUUUGCCGACAAAAUCUAUUCCUUAUUGCCAGAAUGUGCUAGAUCUUGCGUAGAGUUGUCCACUUCCUCUACUCCAUGUCCAUACUGGGAUACUGGAUGCCUCUGUGUGAUGACUCCAUGGGCCUCAAAUGUUGCUGACUGCAUCGCCCAGAACUGUCGGGGCAAUGAAGUCAAGCAAGCGACUUCUUUGGCAAUUUCCCUCUGUUCGGUUGUUGGAGCCUGGGAACCUUAUUGGAUCAUAGACCCUCCUGCUUCGGCUUCUUUAAUUGCUGCUGCUGCUUUAGAACCAGAGACCACUAGUGACGACACCACCAGCUCUGCCGGUCCUGAGUCUUCGGUGGCCCCACAUACGUCUGCUGCACCUGAGACUACCACUGAUGAGACCGAAGCUACUACUUCUAAUGUAAACACUGAUGAAAGCUCUUCUGCCACUCCUCGUGAGACUGGUAGAUCGUCUGAAGAAACUUCUUCUGCUGUUUCCGAAGAAACCCCCGGUGCUACUUCUGAAGAAACUUCCAGUGAGAUUUUCACUGUUGCUUCUGAAGAAUCGUCUACUGCUACUUCCAAUGAGACUGAUGCAUAUUCUGAAGAAUCAUUUGCUGACGCUACUGAAAACACAUACGUUACCGCAACUGGUGAGAAUGGUACACCUUCUGCUGAGACUUCUGCUGCUGGGUCUUAUUAUGUUGCCUCAAGUGGCUCAGAACAUACCAGUUCAAGCCAAUCAGUCUUACCAACUGCAGCCCCAAUCUCCAAUGCAGCAAUUCCAACUGGUCAAAGUAUCAUUCUGAAUGUUUCUGCUCAUAACAAUGCAACUAAUGGGAAAAGCUACCUCAAGAACAAUCUUCUUACUAUCGCUGUUACUAUUGAAAGUGAAGGCAUCCUCAGUCAAGGCACAGAGACUCAGUUCACUCUUCCUCUAGCCUUGUACGGAUAUUUGUCCCCAUAUAACCUCUAUAGUACCGAUGGAAGCUUUGUGGGAACUGUUUCUGACGAUUCUAGUGGACUUUUUACAAUAACCUUCACUGGCGACUAUAUUGCAACACACCAAGACUUGAGUGGUACUUUCACCUUCAACACCCGAAUCGCCUACCUUUCAUCCACCCUCUCGAAACGCGCAGACAAUGAAAUCGAUCUUAGCACCCCUAUCGUUCAGCCUGUCAUUAUUAAUGUUCCAGGUAAUCUGUUCACGGUGGAGUUGGAAUACGAGAAUAUCGCUUCCGUAGCACCAAUCGAAGAAGUUGAUAUUGGUGACGUCUUCGUGUUUGUGGGAAUGUUGGUUUCUUCAUCCUCCAAUGCUGCCUCAUCUGAGACUGAAACGAGUGGAAGUACUGUAACUUCUGGAGAUAGUACUGAAGAUACUGGCGUUCUGACUGGAGGUAGCACUGAAGCAGGUACUCUUACUGGAACUGGACCGGUGACUAAGACCAAUACACUGAAAGUUCUCAUUACUGUCACCUCAUGUUCUGACAAUAAUUGCACCGGUGUACCCACUAUCGCAAUUGAGUCGAAGUAUACUUCAACACUGUUUGGUACUGAAGUCGUUUACACCACCUACUGCCCUUUACCAAGCGAAAGCCAGGAGAAGGUUAUCACUGUGACUGUAACCUCUUGUUCCAAGAAUAAGUGUACCUCCAAGCCUUCUCUUGCCCUUGAGUCUGUUGCAACUGUAACCAAAGAGGGAACCACAAGUUUGCACACCACAUAUUGUGAACUUAGUAUCUCUACAUCUAGUUCCUCUGGUUCCUCUGGUUCCUCUGGUUCCUCUGGUUCCUCUGGUUCCUCUGGUUCCUCUAGUUCCUCUGGUUCCUCUGGUUCCUCUGGUUCCUCUGGUUCCUCUGGUUCCUCUGGUUCCUCUGGUUCCUCUGGUUCCUCUGGUUCCUCUGGUUCCUCUGGUUCCUCUGGUUCCUCUGGUUCCUCUGGUUCCUCUGGUUCCUCUGGUUCCUCUGGUUCCUCUGGUUCCUCUGGUUCUCUGGUUCCUCUGGUUCCUCUGGUUCCUCUGGUUCCUCUGGCACCGUCCCUGUCUUUGCUUCUGCUUCGGCUGUAUUCGAAGGUUCCGCUUCAGCUCAAAAGAGAACCUUAG